Molecule: messenger RNA, 996 nt
Organism: Peniophora sp. CBMAI 1063
Lineage: Eukaryota; Fungi; Basidiomycota; Agaricomycetes; Russulales; Peniophoraceae
Source: the annotation of a GenBank genome assembly
AUGACCGUGUCUCUCACCAAUCCCGGACCCGAGCUCUCCGGCAUCCUCCCAUCCAAGGCAAACGGUCAAGCGAGCGAUAUGAGCCACGGAGAUGUCAUACUCGACAUCGCAGUGUCGACCCUCCGCGCGCUGGACUACUCGCAGUCCAAUUCCCCGUGGCAUGACCCGAUGGUGAAGCAGGCAGCUGCCGAAGAGAUCCAGUCUUGGGAUCUUGGGGGCGCUGUCUCUGGUGCUAUGAAGUGCCUUGGUACUGCUACCAACCUCGCCGAGCUGUCGUACCCUGCCCAUAAUUUCGACCUGAAAGUCCUGAUAUCCAUCUGCAUUGCGGUCGCCAUAUGGAUCGACAACGUAGCAGACUCGCUCCUCGACGAGCUAAGCGAGUUCCAACGCCGCUUCUACAGCCGUCUCCCCCAACUACACCCCAUCCUGGAUCGGUUCGCUGAGAACCUUCUCAAGCUGUACGACCACUACGAGGCCCACGCCGCCAACGCCAUGAUCCUGUCGAUGUGCGUGUUCAUGGAUGCCAACUGUCUCGAGAUGCGCGCGCUUUCUCAGCACGAGACGGCGAAGAGGGGUGCGGAGCUUUGGCCUUAUUACCUUCGUAGUCAGAGCGGGAUCGCAACGUUCUUGUCGUUCGCGUGCUUCCCCGCGCAAGACCAUCCCGACCACAUGCGCUACAUCCAAGCGAUCCCGGAGAUGCUCGUCUUCAGCGACCACAUCAACGACGUGAUCAGCUUCUACAAGGAAGAAAUGGACGGCGAGCAGCACAACUACAUCCAGAUGAUGUCGCGCAUCUCCGGCUUCGAACCUCUCGACGUCCUGCGCGAUACAUCGCAGAAGGCAGUGUCGACGGCCAAGCGCGCCGACGCUAUCCUGGCGGACUCGCCGGCGGCUUUGAAAGCGUUCAAGGAGUACGAGCGAGGGUUCAUACGCUAUCAUCUCGAGUCGGCGAGGUAUCGUCUGCCGGAGACGUGGAAGGUGCAGUUCGUCAACUGA